CGGGCGCGUACGGCAGCGCGCGCGUGUGCCUGGCCGACGGCACCGAGGCCGUCGUCGGCGUCAAGGCCGAGGUCGAGCGGUCGCGCCUGCCCGCCUCCGCCCUCCUCGAGGUCUACUACGAGAACAAGGAGCUGCGGCAGCGGGCGAGGGCCGGGCGGGGCGAGGCCGGCGGCGGCGACGACGACCCCGAGCCCUCCCCCGUCAGGGGCCAGAGCGACUGGCUCGAGGUCUCCGUCGACAUCCCCGGCUACCGCGACGACGACAGCGCCACCGUCUUCCUCGCCAGCAUGCUGAGCGAGGCCCUCCUGGCCGACGGCGAGUUCACCAAGAAGCUCUGGAUUAACCGGCGCUUCCACUGGAAGCUAUACAUAGACAUCAUCCUAAUUUCCCCGCCGUUAUCGUACCCGCUGCCCCUCCUCAGCCUAACAACCCACCUCGCCCUCCUCUCCACACGCCUACCCCGGCUGAAGUCUGAAGCCGACGAAGACCCCAUGUUCGACGACGACUGGGGCGUGUCCCAGUUCAUCUACCCACGAGCGGGCGGCAGCGGCAGCAGCUCCUACGCAGCCACGACAACGGUUGGUCCGAGGCCGCCCCUGACGCUGCUCGUCAUGGCCGUCGGCGACAACAUCAUAUUCGACCCGUCGAAGGAGGAGCUUGCCGUCGCGGACUGCGCGCUUGCCGUCUCGGUCGGCGAGACCGGAGAGCCCGCCGACGACCCGCACGACUCCAUGGACGUCGACGUGAGCGCGGGAAGUGGGGUCAAGACGCGGCGGAAGCUGCGGCUGCUCUCCGUGCGGACGAUAGACCCGCCGUCGCGGCUGACAGCGCCAGGCGUCCCCAACUCGGUCAACGCGGCCGCGUGGGGAGGGGCGCAGGGCGGCGGUAGCGGCACACCCUCAGUCCGGGAUCCGGGCGCGAAGGCGGCAGAUACGGACGACGUCGAGGGCGUAUGGAAGGCGCCCCGGGGGGGGGCGAGGGUCUCCAUCCUCGGCGCCAUGGUGCAGAAGGUGCUCGAGAGGGGAGGCGUCGUGGACGAGGUCCUGGAGAGUCUAGAGAGCGUCGACCUGGAAUAGAUUCGCACGUAAUAGAAAAUGACGAUGAGAUACCACUUUGAAUGAAUUUCCGAGGCCUCCUCGGCCCUGUCUCCGGUCCCACACGUAUUACCAUUCGGUCCUACCCAUCCUGUAGUAGAAUAUUGCGUGCUAAGUCAUGUGCUACAUACCGGCGGCUACUUACUCUCCGUCGCGCAGCAUCCCCUCUCCGUUUAAAAGAUACCGAAGUACUUCUUGCGCUUCCCGUCCGGCGUAGCUUCGACGGGCGCCGCCUCGACGGGCGCAGCAGGGGCCGUCUCGGGGGCUUCGGCGGCCACCUCCGCAGCAACCGGCGGUAGUGGUGGCGGGGGCGGCUCCUGGGCAGCGACGGCGGCGACGGGGGAUCCGACGUCGGCGGGGUCGGCGGGGGCGGCGGGGGGCGCGGGGCCGGGGGUUCGGAUCUCGCCGGCGCCGCCGAAGAAGCCGCGGGUGGCGGGCUCGAGGCCGUGGGCGCGGCGGUACUCGUUGCGCUUGAGGAGGUCGUCGGCGCGCUGGCGGCGGGUCUCGCCGGCGAGGGCGGCCUGGUGCUGCUCGUGGAGGCGCAGGGCCUCGAAGGCG
Messenger RNA from Durotheca rogersii, 1652 nucleotides. RefSeq lists its product as uncharacterized. Gene Ontology annotation, cellular component: nuclear exosome (RNase complex); cytoplasmic exosome (RNase complex). The transcript is spliced from 2 exons. NCBI's taxonomy places the organism in Eukaryota, Fungi, Ascomycota, Sordariomycetes, Xylariales, Xylariaceae. The record is from RefSeq and is a predicted model, not a curated record. Bases 288 to 1076 code for a protein of 262 amino acids. Gene Ontology annotation, biological process: nuclear mRNA surveillance; TRAMP-dependent tRNA surveillance pathway; U5 snRNA 3'-end processing.